AUGUCCACCCCAGCUAAGGCUAGGGACAAUGUGUUCUCAAGACGUGAGAUUGAGGGCAUGCUUGCUGAAGGCAAGUUGAUUAUCAUCGUCGACGGCAAUGUUCUCAGACUAGAUUCUUGGAUCAAAUAUCAUCCCGGAGGUGAUAUGGCCAUCAAGCAUAUGAUUGGCAAAGAUGCCACGGAUGAAGUGAAUGCACUUCAUUCACAGGAAGCCCGUCAGCGCAUGAGCAAAUUCCAAAUUGGCCGAAUCGAGGGCCGCUGGACCAAUUUCCUUCCUCCCAUCCAAGGUGGCGAAUUCCGCCCAUUGAUAGAAAACGAGGUCAACGAAGAAGACCUGGUGAGCUCAGAGCUAUCAAGCGAAGAGAUCUCAGCACCACCAUCUCCCAUCUUCGAAGCCGAAGACGAAAGAUUGGGCCUAAGACGCAGGCUAUCAGUAUCAACAAUCUCCUCGGCAGUCAGCGCCAUCGCUCCAACAGAAACCAAACCACGAGCCUACGUGAUCGAUGCGCGAACCCAAGAGGAGAUUGAGUUGGAUACAUCCAAGUACCCUCCUCUCGACGCAGAACACCAAGAGUACAUCACAAAGAAAUACCGCGAGUUGCACCAGCGCAUCCGCGCAGCAGGGCUAUACAACUGCAACUACACAGCCUACGCUAUCGAGAUCUCUCGCUACACCCUCUUCUUUGGACUGUUCAUUUUCUUCCUCAGACAGUCCUGGUUCUGCCUAUCUGCCUUCUUCCUCGGCUGUUUCUGGCACCAACUUGUAUUCUCCGCCCAUGAUGCUGGCCACAUGGGUAUCACGCAUAACUAUCAGAUUGACACCACCAUCGGCAUGAUCAUCGCCGACUACCUGGGCGGCCUAAGCCUAGGCUGGUGGAAACGCAGUCACAACGUCCACCACAUCGUGACGAACGCUCCCGAGCACGAUCCCGAUAUCGAACUGAUGCCCUUCUUCGCCCUAUCGCACCGCUUCUUCAGCUCGCUCCGGAGCACCUACUACGACCGCAUCAUGGAAUUCGACGCAGUUGCCAAGUUCACCGUCAAAUACCAGCACUAUCUAUAUUACCCCAUCCUACUCUUCGGCCGCUUCAACCUCUACUUCCUCAGCUGGGAGCACAUCAUCGUCGGACGCGGACCGAAACACGGCGCGGGCUGGUGGCACCGCUGGUUCGAGUUCGCCGGCCACAUCUUCUUCUGGAUUUGGUUCGGAUACGGCGUUGUCUGGUGUAGCAUUCCGACCUGGUUCAACCGCGUCGCCUUCGUUCUGAUCUCGCAUAUGGUGACUUCGCCGCUGCAUGUGCAGAUCACGCUGUCGCACUACGCUAUGUCCACUGCUGAUCUUGGCCCGUUGGAAUCGUUCCCCCAGAAGAUGCUCCGCACUACUAUGGACGUCGACUGCCCGCCUUGGUUGGACUUUUUCCAUGGCGGUCUCCAGUUCCAGGCUAUUCACCAUUUGUAUCCUCGCAUCCCGCGAACACAAUCUGCGUAA
This is a messenger RNA of Penicillium mononematosum, 1488 nucleotides long. Its product is annotated as fatty acid desaturase. The record is from RefSeq and is a predicted model, not a curated record. Gene Ontology annotation, cellular component: membrane. Gene Ontology annotation, biological process: lipid metabolic process. NCBI's taxonomy places the organism in Eukaryota, Fungi, Ascomycota, Eurotiomycetes, Eurotiales, Aspergillaceae. Gene Ontology annotation, molecular function: oxidoreductase activity, acting on paired donors, with oxidation of a pair of donors resulting in the reduction of molecular oxygen to two molecules of water. Bases 1 to 1488 code for a protein of 495 amino acids. The transcript has 2 exons.